UUUAUAUUAUGUAGGGUAUCCUGCAUUUCCAAAAGUCAUGGAUAUCAAUCAGAUUCUUGAAAUUUUGCCUCAUAGGUUUCCUUUUUUAUUGGUAGAUAGAGUGAUUGAAUACAAUCCUGGAGUUUCUGCCGUUGCUAUAAAGAAUGUUACAAUCAAUGACAAUUUCUUUCCUGGUCAUUUUCCUGAAAGACCUAUCAUGCCUGGUGUUCUCAUGGUUGAGGCAAUGGCACAAGUUGGUGGUUUGGUAAUGUUGCAUCCUGAUGUCGGUGGUUCUCGUGCAAACUUCUUCUUUGCCGGAAUAGACAAAGUGCGAUUUCGUAAGCCCGUGAUUGCAGGGGACACUUUAGUCAUGAGAAUGACACUUACCAAGCUGCAAAAGCGAUUUGGAAUUGCCAAGAUGGAUGGUAAGGCAUAUGUUGGUGGUGAAGUUGUAUGUGAGGGUGAGUUUUUGAUGGCCAUGGGGGGCUAAUAAGUAUAGCACAUUCAU
Medicago truncatula (barrel medic) is the source of this 487-nucleotide messenger RNA. RefSeq names its product 3-hydroxyacyl-[acyl-carrier-protein] dehydratase FabZ. Gene Ontology annotation, biological process: fatty acid biosynthetic process. Gene Ontology annotation, molecular function: hydro-lyase activity. The transcript has 3 exons. The record is from RefSeq and is a predicted model, not a curated record. Lineage: Eukaryota; Viridiplantae; Streptophyta; Magnoliopsida; Fabales; Fabaceae. Bases 38 to 469 code for a protein of 143 amino acids.